Messenger RNA from Saprolegnia diclina VS20, 402 nucleotides. RefSeq lists its product as hypothetical. The transcript has a single exon. The record is from RefSeq and is a predicted model, not a curated record. Bases 1 to 402 code for a protein of 133 amino acids. Lineage: Eukaryota; Oomycota; Saprolegniomycetes; Saprolegniales; Saprolegniaceae.
AUGUCGGCCAUCGUCUACGGGCAUGCGAGCUGCACGGGCGUUAGCAUCGUCUUAUUGAGUGCCCUCCGCAGCGCUGGCAUUGUCAGCCGGCUCGUGGGCACACCGGGGUGGCACGGCAACACCAGCCAUGGCAACCACAACUGGGUCGAAGUGUGGUCGCCAAACGACGGGUGGCUAUUCCUCGAAGCCGCGCCGGCCGGCAACGGGUCGCUUUUUAACCCGUGCGACAAGUGGUUUUGCACCAAGAGCUACAUGACGCCGGCGACGCGCGUGCUCGCGGCCAAGUUUUCCCAGCGCACACGGGAACGUUAUGUGAUGGCGUGGGAUCCAGACAACACGGCGAUACCCGGCGUCGAUCGCUCCGCGUACUACCACCGCGUCUGCGCCGCUUGUCCUGCGUAG